Molecule: messenger RNA, 3257 nt
Organism: Gigantopelta aegis
Lineage: Eukaryota; Metazoa; Mollusca; Gastropoda; Neomphalida; Peltospiridae
Product: CUB and sushi domain-containing protein 1-like
Exons: 6
Coding region: 275-1459 (394 amino acids)
Source: RefSeq, a predicted model, not a curated record
UACACAGUCACGUGUCCAAUCCUCAUAGGACCGGCUGACAUAAACGCCGAGUUGUCAACGGAAAACAACGUGGUUUCUCACGCAGGUCGAUGAGGUGUGCGAUGGCGGGUACAAGGCCGUGGUGUCGGCCAACAAAGGGCGCAAAUUCUGCAGUAAGCUUGGCACCUGGAUUGAUGAUCCCUUUUAUGCGGGGCCGGUUUCCUGCAAACCUGUUGAUUGUGGUGAACCUCCAAACUUGACUAACGGGAAGAAAUCCUUCAACUCGACCAUAUUCAUGAGCGAGGUGGAGUACAGGUGCAACGUGGGCUACAAGAUAGAUUCGGACGACUCUUGGAGAAUAUGUAACGAAUCUGCUAAGUGGAGUGGAGAGCAGCCAAUAUGCAUAGUGGUAACUUGUCCCAGAGGAGAUCUUUUCGUACCAUACGCAAGUUUUGUUGGAAGUUCUGUCACUUACAAUUCGAUCAUCACCUACAGUUGUGUCAAAGGCUACAACCUGACAGCGGGCAAUUUACAGAGGACCUGUCAGAACAACGGGAAAUGGUCUGGAACAGCGCCCACGUGUAGCAUUAUUCACUGUCCUUCUCCAGUGAUGGUUUCCAACACCAUACUGAAUUACGGAUCAACUGAAUACCAAUCUACCGCUACAUACAGGUGCAUCUUGGGAUACAAACGAGCAACUGGCGAUCAGUCACGCUACUGUCUGGAGACGGCAGUAUGGAGUGGAAGCGACUUAAUUUGUGAAAUUGUGAAUUGUGGACGUGCACCCUUGAAAGCAGGCGCAAAGAUGAACUCGUCUGGGUUGGAAUACUUAGAUAAGACGUACUACGAGUGUUUCUACCAGGAAGACCUGGACAAUCUCGUCAACUGGACACUGGUCUGCGGUCCUGAAGGAAACUGGCUUGGCGAAAGUCUUACUUGUGCAGCUGUCCGCAAGACAUUUCUACCCGAGCUCAAGGAAGCUGACGGCUCGUAUGGUGUUGGGAUCAUCUCUCUAAGCAUCGUAGGCAUCAUCCUCCUGGUGAUAAUUCUCCUCGACAUCCCCACCAUCAUGCGGCACUCCGUCUACAUGAAGCGCAAUCUGCGUAGGUUCCACAAAAAUGUCUCAUCCUGUAUGUGUGCACUUCGGAAAACAUUCCAGAAGUUCCAGUCCAACAUGCUACUUCGCAACAAGUCUGGCAUCCUUUCCGUGAAGUCUGUGAAAUGGGCUCGUGAAGACAACAUCUCGUUUAAAGAGCUGUUAUCUGCGGAUAGUACUCUUUCUUUAAAAUCGACGUCGCCAGUGGGUGAAGAUUAUUGUUGUAACACGCCAGCGUCCAGCGACCAUCUCUCUGUAAUCAAUCGACUGAACCAGAUGGGAUACAUAUCGUCGAUGCAGAAAGUGACACAGAUAUACCUCUACAGAAACAAAGUGGCCAUUACCAGAGAAAAUGCAGCAACACAAUCACUCGAAACGCAAUGAUAUCCACUUUGGGGAACCCAAGUGUUUCAGACCUGGUUGAAAUUCAGUAAUAUCUACAUUUGAAAAACUGAGUUGAUCAUGUUGGAAUUCAGCAAUUCCAACCCUUGGAAAACGAGUUUCAGAAUUUGUUGAAAUUUAGUAAUUUCCACAUUUGAGUGUCAGACCUCCUGUUAGCACAUUAGAAAAUAUUUUGAGAAGUGGCAGUCACCACCUUGACGUCUUUGUGCAGAUAUACAAAUCUCGAUUACGGUAACUGUUCUGUCAUUCACAUAUCAGAUCUUGUUGAAAUUCAGUAAUUUUCAUACUUGAAAAACUUGUUUCAGAUGUUGUUGAAGUUCAGUCAUUUUCACACAUUGAAAAUUAGCAUUUUAGACCAUGUUAAAGUUGAAUAAUUUUCACGUUUGGGAAACUAAUAUUUCAUGUGUAGUAUAUUUUCACCGCUAUCCCCAUUUGGAAAACAUUUUUUUUUAAACCUUAUUGUAUAACGGUGAAAAUUACUGUUAUAUUACAUGUGUUAUACUGAUGAUAAUAGUGAAUAUUACUAUUACGACCUGUAUGUCAUAAACAAUGAAUAUUACUGUUGUAACAUAUCAUACUGAGAUAGUGAAUAUUACACGUACAACCCUUGUAUAGUUAGGGAAUAUUACUAUAUCACGAGUCACUGUGAGAGAUACAGAAUAUUACUGUUAUAGCCCAUGUUACCUGAAAGUAAAUAUCACUGUUAUAAUCAGUUUAUCUGAAUAAAAUAGUGAAUAUUACUGUAGCAUUUAAGUUAAUGCUUAUGUUAUAGUGAGAUGAAUAUUAGUGUUUAAAAUGUUAUAUUCAGAUUGUGAAUAUUAGUUAUAUCCCAUGUCUUUAGAUGGUGAAUAUUACUGUAUGACUGUAUCAUAGUGAAACAUGGUGAAUAUUAGGUAAUAACAUACAUGUAUGUCAACAUCCCACUUGCAUGUACAAUGAUCUUUGAUGGUUUAAUGAGCAUAUUACCACUAUACUAACUUUUCUUUCUCUUAUAUUAACACCUAUCCAUUAAAACCUGCUUUGUUUUUGCAGAUAUGUACAUUAAUAACAAUAUAUAAUAAAAUUGUUUGACCAAAGCUCAUGAAAUCGGAAAGGAACAUCUUUUCUUUCUCUUACAUUAACUUGUCCAUUAAAACCUGCUUUGUUUUUGCAGAUAUGUACAUUAAUAACAAUAUAUAAUAAAAUUAUGUUGACCAAAGCUCAUGAAAUCGGAAAGGAACAUCUUUUCUUUCUCUUACAUUAACUUGUCCAUUAAAACCUGCUUUGUUUUUGCAGAUAUGUACAUUAAUAACAAUAUAUAAUAAAAUUAUGUUGACCAAAGCUCAUGAAAUCGGAAAGGAACAUCUUUUCUUUCUCUUACAUUAACUUGUCCAUUAAAACCUGCUUUGUUUUUGCAGAUAUGUACAUUAAUAACAAUAUAUAAUAAAAUGAUGUUGACCAAAGCUCAUGAAAUUGGAAAGGAACAUAGAGCCAUAUACUACCUAGAAUACGCUAUAAUUUAUAUCAUACAAGUAUAUAAAUGUAUGCUUAUAAGAACUACCUUGAAUUACACACACACACACAAUACUCUGUAAUUUUUUACAACUAGAUUUGUCAUUUUCAUUCAGCAGUAUCUUGAAUACCAGUUAAACAAUAAAUAUUUAAAAUUUGUUAGCUACUAGAAGAUAAUAGAAUCUCUCAUGAAUUGGCAAGAAAUUUGAAUUGAUUAUUUUUCACCUAAAGAAUGUUUCAACAAAAUCUAGUUUUGUUAGCUCAACCAUAAUAAACUAGUCCAACCUUU